UUCACUGUCCUCCUAUAAAAAGGAAGACAGGGUUUUACGAGUUUUGCACGAUCUUUUUCAUCAUUAUGCCUUGUUGUCUACGUGAAUUCUCACAUUACAUGAUUCCUUUUACUGUAUUUUAUUUAUACUUUGUGUAAAGAAAACUAGUAUACUUUAUACUAGUUUUCUUCAGUAUUCUUUGUCAGACUCACACCUUGAUUGGUAUUUUUUUUUCCUCGAAAAUCUCCCCACUUGGAUUCCAAAAUGCAGAUGUCGAUGGGGGUUAUAAAGCUUCUACUGAUAAUUGUGUGCUUUUGUCUUGAAAAUUCACAGGCAUCACCAUCUGCUUGUUCAGAGGUUGAUAGAUUGGCUCUUGUUGGUUUUAAGGCCAAAAUAUUAAAGGACACUACUGAUAUACUGUCUACAUGGACAGGCAAAGAUUGUUGCAGUGGUGGCUGGGAAGGCAUUGAAUGUGAUCCGGCCACCGGCCGAGUUAACAAGUUGAUGCUGCAAAGCCCAUCUGCUGAUAAUAUGAGUGUCCUUAUGAUAGGCAUUUUGUCCCCCUCCCUUGGUAAUUUACAAUUCUUGGAGACUAUGGUGAUAAGUGGGAUGAAAAGGAUUGGAGGAACAAUCCCUCAAAGUUUCUCGAAUCUCAGUCGCCUCACUCAACUCGUCCUAGAUGACAAUGCCCUGCAAGGGGAAAUCCCUUCAAGUUUGGGUCAUUUGUCCUUGCUACAGACUUUUUCAUUCAAUGGCAACCAUUUGACAGGACAAAUUCCUCCUGCAUUAGGGAACUUGAAAAACCUCCUUCAGUUGAGUUUAGCUAGAAACUCCCUCAUAGGUCCUAUCCCACCAAACCUUAAGAACCUCAUGAGCUUACAGUUUCUUGAUCUCAGCUUCAAUUCAUUUUCUGGGUUCAUCCCGGAUUUUCUAGGGCAGCUUCGAUCCUUGCAAAAUCUUGUGCUCACCAACAACCGGUUGUCAGGGCAGAUACCCAAUUCUUUGUGCAACCUAGUCCAACUUUCGGAGCUGUCAAUUGAUCAAAAUCUGCUCACCGGAAGAAUUCCAACACAAAUUGGCAAUUUGAAGUCUCUUUCUGUACUAAGAUUGAACGCCAAUCAACUUACCGGUCAGAUUCCAGAAUCUAUUGCAAACUUACAGAACUUAUGGCUUCUUAAUGUGUCUAGAAAUGUACUUAUGGAUCCAUUACCUAAUAUAGCAUUUUCUAAGGGACUCCAUUCUCUGCUAUCCGUAGAUCUGUCCUACAACAGUCUUAAUUUAGGGACAGUUCCUGAAUGGAUCAGAAAUAGACAACUUUCUGAUGUCCAUCUAGCAGGCUGCAAGCUUAGAGGAACCCUCCCAAACUUUACGAGGCCCGACUCCUUGACCAGCUUAGACCUGUCCGACAACUAUUUCACUGAUGGAAUUGCAACUUUUUUCACAAAGCUGUCGAGCUUGCAGAGUGCCAAGAUUUCUAAUAACCUAUUGAAGAUUGAUCUCUCCUCAAUCAGAUUGCCUGAUCAACUUUCCUUCCUUGAUCUCCAUUCCAACCUACUAUUUGGUUCUCUUUCAAGUAUAUUAAGCAACAAGACGAGCAAAUUUUUGGAGGCUAUUGAUGUCUCAAGAAAUCAAAUUUCUGGAAGCAUUCCUGAAUUCAGUGGUGGGUUGAACUUAAAGGUGCUCAACAUAGGAAGUAACAGGAUUGCAGGUCAUAUUCCUAGUUCAAUUUCUGACCUGGCUAAGCUUGAAAGAUUCGACAUUUCAAGAAAUCAAAUAACAGGCACAAUCCCAACAAGUUUAGGAUUAUUAGUGAAGUUGCAAUGGCUAGACUUGUCAAUCAAUGGGCUUACAGGAAAAAUUCCAGAUAGUAUGCUGGGAAUUGAAGCAUUGAAACAUGCAAGCUUCAGGGCAAAUAGAUUGUGUGGAGAGAUACCACAAGGAAGACCAUAUAACAUCUUCAGUGCAGCUGCAUAUGCUCACAACUUGUGCUUGUGCGGAAAACCUUUGCCUUCUUGCAAGGGAAAAUAACUGGAGAAGAUGGUCGGGCCAGUGAUAUGCUGACUCUGUUUACGCUGAAGGCAUGGGAUCAUCCUAUAUGAUCACUGUCCAAAGGGAAGUUCAGAUACACAUUUUAAUAUCUAUUAUGUUGUAAUUUUCAAACACGUGUAACUUUCGCAACUCCUCUCUUAAGGAUUCCGUUCUAUAUAAAAUAAACAUUUGUCUUAGAGGAGAAGUUCAUUGCUUUUGCCACAACAUAUUAAUUAUAUUCUAAGUUCAUUGCUAUUGACACAA
This is a messenger RNA of Olea europaea var. sylvestris, 2271 nucleotides long. Its product is annotated as DNA damage-repair/toleration protein DRT100. Gene Ontology annotation, molecular function: protein binding. Lineage: Eukaryota; Viridiplantae; Streptophyta; Magnoliopsida; Lamiales; Oleaceae. Bases 244 to 2007 code for a protein of 587 amino acids. The record is from RefSeq and is a predicted model, not a curated record. The transcript has a single exon.